AUGAACAACAUCUGCUCUUCAUCACCUACUCCGGUAUCUAGCACCAUCUGCCAUAGUCUCGAUGACGAAAGGUCCUCAACGAGAGAUGUCGUUGUCCAAGCAGGUCGAUUGCUCGCGAGACCAACAUUAUGGAGAGGGAUCGUUCUCACGGAUGUCUACAGGCAGAGUCUCUCCGCCAGCUUGGAGUCGGUCCAGGCGAUCGGGUGCCCCUGGUCGUCAAAAGGGGUGUUGAUAUGCUGGUCGGCAUCAUGUCAAUCCUUACGUGUGGCGCCCAUUCACGUGCCCCUCGACGGUGGCGUCGUGCCAGACUCGACCCUGCAUUUCGUUCUAGAACAAACUGGUGGACGCACUGUCUUGGUCCUCCGGUCCACCCAGCACCGCCUGGCUGGGUCCGGUGUCAGCAACGUCAUCGCCAUUGACGGGAACGACGCUCCGGAGGCGGACGACUAUGAAAAGUCCACAACGCCACAAGACCUGGCCACGUCUGACUCUGGAUGCUAUGUCAUCUAUACCUCAGGCACAACGGGAACGCCCAAGGGAGUGGACGUUACUCACCGGAAUGUCACAAAUCUAGUGUGCCUGUCACCAGGAGGACUGGACAUUGGGUCCGGCACACGCGUUGGUCAGAUCCUGAACAUCAGCUUCGAUAUGGCUGCUUGGGAGAUGCUCGGUUGUCUCUGUAACGGUGGUACUCUGAUCCUGCGCGGUUCGAAUUGGGUGCAAGCCCUCCAACAAGUGAGUGACGUCGACGGAGAGGGGCUGGCCGACACGUGGGCGACGCAUGGCCGAUAUUACAACUGCUGCGGCCCGACCGAGACCACCAUCGUUAACACGAUGCAUGCACACGUCCCCGGGCAGCCUCUUUCGAUCGGCAGACCCACGCCCAAUAACAAUGUCUACCUGCUCGACGAGGAUGGCACCCCUGUCGGGGUCGGCGAGGCGGGUAUCAUGUGGGCGGGUGGCCUUGGCGUCUCGCGCGGCUACGUCAAGUUGCCGGAGAAGACGGCCGAGAAGUAUAAGCGCGACCCCUUUGUGAACGACGGGUCCAUGAUGUACAACACUGGGGAUCUCUGCCGCUGGGCGGCCGACGGAUCGGUGGAUAUCCUGGGCCGCGUGGAUGACCAGGUCAAGAUCAAGGGCUUCCGUGUCGAGCUUGACGGCGUGACGUCGUCCAUGAACACGUUCUGCGAGGUCGACAGAGCGGCCGCUCUUCUGAUCGACGAAGAGAUCCAUGGCUUCGUGACGCCCAAACACUGCAACCUUGAUGCACUGAAGGAACACAUCAAGGGUCGUCAACCCUACUACGCCAUUCCUAGCAAAUUCCACCGUCUUGCAACUCUCCCUCUGACUCCCAACGGCAAGAUUGACAAGAAGGCUCUGCGGUCCUUCGCUAUCACGCCUGAAGACGACGCAUCCACCAUAUGUGAGAGCGCCUCAGGCAAGUCCAUCCGCUCCAAGGUCACCGCAGUGGAGAAGGCGAGGUCCAUUUCGUCCACGUCGAGUGUCACAGAAGUCAACUCGGUCUUGUCGGCCUCCGACAUCCCAGUCCCAGACGAAAAGGGCCACCUGGACGAAGACGUGCCCUCCAAGACGCACCGCAAGCCAUUCCGCAACCUGCGCAACCGCCUGCUCAUCGUCUACCGCCGCCUAUUCACGCUUGUUGGUCUUUUCAAUAUUGCUGCCGUUAUUGCGCUUGUGUUGGUAGGGCCAACGCAAGAAUGGAUCGGUAUCAUCACAUCCAUCAACCUCGCCACCGCCGUUCUUGUCCGCCAAGAAUUCGUCAUCAACGCCCUUUACACAAUCACCUGCAACGUGCCGAAAUCGUGGCCGCUGUGUAUCAGAUCUCGGUGUGCCAAGAUCUACCACCUCGGUGGAGUCCACUCAGGAGCCGCUGUGUGUGCAGGCUUGUGGCUUCUUGCUGCCAACAUCAGCGACACGGUGUGUAUGUUCUCUCAAUGUUCUGGCUGGGGCAGGCAGUCACUGGCCACCAAGAUCAUCUCAUGGAUGCUGUCUGCUCUGUUCAUGGUCAUGUUUGUCCUGGCAUACCCCUCCAUCAGGAAGACAUACCACAACCUCUUCGAAAAGACGCACCGCUUCGUUGGAUGGACCAUGCUUGGCCUCUUCUGGGCACAGAUUGUUCUGAAAACCAAUGAUGAUAAGGCCACCGACCUGUCGCUUGGCGAUGCUUGUGUCCGGUCGCCUGCCUUCUGGCUGCUCACCGUCGCGACCUUGAGCAUUGCAUCAUCCUGGUUCUUUCUCCGCAAGGUCCCAGUCGAUGCCGAAGUCUUGUCAAAUCACGCCAUCCGCCUGCACUUUGACUACACAGUGCCCGUCAACGGCUCGUUCACACGCAUCUCCCAUCGACCUCUUCUCGAAUGGCACUCCUUUGCCACCAUUCCCGCCCCGGAGCCCGUCGAUGGUCGACCCAAGGGCUACUCUCUCGUCGUCUCCAACGCUGGCGAUUGGACGCGAGCUUGUAUUGAGAAGCCUCCAACGCACAUGUGGGUGCGCGGUGUCCCCACUUGCGGCGUCAUGCGCAUCGCGACGCUCUUCAACCGCGUCGUGGUCAUCGCCACAGGAUCCGGGAUCGGUCCUGUGCUUGGUCACAUCCAGAAUCCUUCGUGCGCCACGCAACUCAUCUGGUCUACGAAAGAGCCUGAGAAGACCUUUGGCGAAGGUCUUUUGCACACAAUCAAGGGCAAGAUCCCCGAUGCUGUCAUCCACGACACCAAAAAGCUCGGCCGCCCCGACCUCGUCAAGAUGGGCUACAACCUGGCCAAAAGCUUCGAUGCUGAGGCUGUGAUCAUCAUCGCCAACGAGAAGAUCACCAAGAAGGUCGUGUAUGGCCUCGAAAACGCGGGGCGUGCCGGCCUAUGGCGCCAUCUGGGACAGCUGAGCAUGUCAGAGCCGGCCGUGGGCUCUGGUUUUUCGAACUUUUUCUUUUCUACAUAUUUCUUCUGGGUUGUUUCUUUUGGUUGCAACUAG
Verticillium alfalfae VaMs.102 is the source of this 2985-nucleotide messenger RNA. RefSeq names its product gramicidin S synthetase 1. NCBI's taxonomy places the organism in Eukaryota, Fungi, Ascomycota, Sordariomycetes, Glomerellales, Plectosphaerellaceae. Bases 1 to 2985 code for a protein of 994 amino acids. The record is from RefSeq and is a predicted model, not a curated record. The transcript has 7 exons.